AACCGUUCUUCCCCCCACCCUUUUCUGCUUCAAAUGUGCCCAGGAUGGCUGGUGUUCCUACGAAGCAGGUCAUGAAUACGGCGGAAGAUAUAGCGGACCAGGUGCUUCGCAAAGGGAAGCAUGUGUUGCCGCACUUGGCCCGAUUCUGCUUGGUGAGCACAUUCCUGGAGGAUGGCUGCCGCAUGUGGUACCAGUGGGGUGACCAGAGGGAUUACAUGAACCACACCUGGGGCUGUGGAUGGUUCCUGGCAUCUCUGUUUGUCCUCAUCAACCUGAUUGGACAGCUGGGCGGGUCCGUGGCUGUGCUUGCACGGUUUCAGGUCACUGCGGCGUGCGGCCUUCUCUUCUUCAUCGUCGUUCUUCAGACAUUUGCGUACAGCAUUCUCUGGGACAUCAGUUUUCUCUUAAGGAGCUUCUCCCUCGUCGGAGCCCUCUUACUCCUGGUGGCCGAGAGCCGCGUGGAGGCCAAGAGCCUGUUCGCCGGGGUGCCCUCCCUCGGGGAGAACAAGCCCAGGAGUUACAUGCAGCUGACGGGGCGUAUCCUUCUCGUGUUCAUGUUUGCCACCAUGCUGCGGCUCGAGCUGUCCUUCCUGCAGGCCGUGCAGAACAUCGUUGCCACGGCGCUCAUGGUCUUCGUCACGGUCGGCUACAAGACCAAGCUCUCGGCUCUCGUGCUCGUCAUCUGGCUGACCGCCGUCAACUUCUAUGUGAACGCGUGGUGGACCAUCCCGUCGUUCAAGCCCAUGAGGGACUUCCUCAAGUACGACUUCUUCCAGACCAUGUCCGUCAUCGGCGGGCUCCUCAUGAUUGUGUCGCUGGGUCCGGGCGGAGUCUCCCUGGACGAGCACAAGAAGCAGUGGUAGCUGGGGCGGGAAGAAAGGCAUAAAAGUUACGCAGCAACAACAACAACAUAACCUGUGCCCGGGAUGCGAGAUGUCCCUUCCCGAAAACUUGGUAAAUUGUGGGGGGGUGGGGGGGGAAGGCAUCUGGCACGAUCUUGGGGUGGAGGGGGGAGGGUUGGAGGUGUGUGUUUUUUUUUUAAGUGCGCGCGACUGCACAUUUGUUCCUGCAUUUUAGAAGCCUCGCAGCGUCUGGAUCUCGCGAGGGAUGUUGUUGAUUUCGGUACUACUUCCGGCAUGCUUAGAUGGGGGGGGGGGGGGGGGGGCGAGAAGCUGUCAAACUUCAAAGUGUUGUUCCUAGAUGAUUUAUUGCUGCAUUGAUGAUCCAUUGGUGGGAUGAUUUAUUUAAUGUACGUAUCGAGUGUCCCCGCUUUUUUUUUUUUUUUUCCACUCCAUGGUUGCAUACCUGCAUUGCGUGACCUCGAAAGCUGCGCUUAUCCCUGUAAGCCUUACAGUGUCUGUUCCCAGAACGUUGAAGACUUUGGAGAAACAAUUUGAUGUAACGUGCUCGCAGGAACAGGUUGAGUUUGAGAUUACAAUCUUUCCAUCCUUUAUACCUUCACAUGCCAUCAGACUGCCUGCUGAAACACUUACCAUGGUGCCGAGCAUGCUCUAUAUACAGUGGUAUACAAUAUAUACAAUGGUCUUAUUGCGCAGUCAUAAUAUGAAAUACCUAGAACAUUGCAGAUACCUAGAGCAGUUGCAGCCCCAGACAACACCCUUCAGGUGUUGCUCCGUGCUUGCUAUGGGUCCUGCAUGCUCGAGCUGGUUUCUUGUACACUACGCCUCAGUAGUGCACCAUACUUAUGAACGGGAGAAUCUAAAUUCCUUGGCUGCUUUCAGUUGUUAGAUAUGACAUUGCAGUAUCAGCAACCAGCAGCUGUUCUUUUCGUUACGCACAUGCUAUGCUGGAAUCGAAACAAAUAAUUUUCAGUCUGGUUGUUUUGAUUGUUCCAAGCACAAGACUGUUCUCUGCACAGUUCUUUCCAUAUGAAAUUUUCAGACGGAAUAAUGCCAACGGUUGCCCAGUGAUGCACUUGCCAGCUGUUUGUUUGGGAACAAAUGCUUUGAAAGGAAAUUUUAGCCACAUCUUUUUCCGCAGACCCGAAUAUUAGUCAUCUUUCUGCCUAGUUCAUUCUUAUUUGCCCGUGACAGGAUGGUCGAACAAAAGUGAAGAUGCUGCCAAAGGUUAGGUGUGUUGUGCGAAGCAAUAUUAAAAUAUGUCAUCUCUA
Molecule: messenger RNA, 2131 nt
Organism: Ornithodoros turicata
Lineage: Eukaryota; Metazoa; Arthropoda; Arachnida; Ixodida; Argasidae
Product: surfeit locus protein 4 homolog
Exons: 4
Coding region: 45-863 (272 amino acids)
Biological process (GO): Golgi organization
Cellular component (GO): membrane; endoplasmic reticulum-Golgi intermediate compartment; endoplasmic reticulum
Source: RefSeq, a predicted model, not a curated record